AUGGUGGCACCCACAGCGGCUAAAAUCGCCCAAAAACCAGUCGUGGUGGAACAAGAAGAUGAGACUCUUAUAGAUACCACCGCUAUUCCCAUGCAAUCCGAGGUCGCUCCCCAGGAGGAUGAAGCGAUGGAGGAAGUGGAAAAGACAAGUGAAGCAGACCAAAAGGUUGUCUUGGACGAGAGCGGAAAGCCUAAGUUCUCUGCUGCUGCCAAGAGUGGCAUGAAGGUCAAGUUGGAGAGCAGAAAAGUUGCAGUUCCCCCUCACAGAAUGACUCCACUCAAAAACACUUGGAUGAAGAUAUACCCACCCUUGGUUGAACACCUCAAGCUACAAGUGAGAAUGAACUUGAAAACCAAGACCGUCGAAUUAAGAACAAACAAGUCUACCGAGGACGAGGGUGCAUUGCAAAAAGGUGCUGACUUCAUCAAGGCAUUUACUUUGGGAUUCGACGUCGAGGAUGCUAUUGCUCUUUUAAGAUUGGAUGACCUAUAUAUUGAGACUUUCGAGGUUAAGGAUGUUAAGACUUUGACCGGUGAUCAUUUGUCUCGUGCUAUUGGCCGUAUUGCCGGUAAGGAUGGUAAGACAAAGUUUGCAAUUGAGAACGCUACUAGAACCAGAAUUGUUGUCGCAGACUCCAAGAUCCACAUCUUGGGAGGUUUCACACACAUCCGCAUGGCUAGAGAAGCUGUGGUGUCAUUGAUUUUGGGAUCUCCCCCAGGAAAGGUGUACGGUAACUUGCGUACGAUGGCAUCGAGAAUGAAGGAGCGUUACUAA
Molecule: messenger RNA, 774 nt
Organism: Australozyma saopauloensis
Lineage: Eukaryota; Fungi; Ascomycota; Pichiomycetes; Serinales; Metschnikowiaceae
Exons: 1
Coding region: 1-774 (257 amino acids)
Cellular component (GO): nucleolus
Molecular function (GO): RNA binding
Source: RefSeq, a predicted model, not a curated record